AUGAACACCGCUCACAAAAAAAAAUGUUUAGACGUCGAGAAAAAAGCGUUAACAUCAGUAGAAAGCCCGAAAGAGCACCGAUACCAUGAUGACGACUGUCUUAUUUAUCCAUCACGAUUGGGAAAAAACGCGUUAUCGAAUUGGUGGUAUUUAUCGGUUUAUGUUUCAGGUCUGGUACAAGUAAACAACUGGAAGGCUCUUCCAUUCGAACAAAUUACCGACAAUCCGGAUGAAACGGUUCAUUCGUUGUUUAAAGACAUUUCCGGUCAUAUCACACUGCGGAUCCUCACAAAACCGUAUGUUGCUGUUUUCAUCAUCUCAUCCGAUUCGGCCAGCACGCAAUGUAUAACAGAUCUCAAACAACGGCUACUAAAGACGGCUGUUUCGAAGAAUCCGCAGAUUCUAAACAGUGUGGAUAAUCAACAGAUAAAGGAGCUUAUCAAUCAAGUCAUUGCCGGCGACGAUCCGGCCAUCUUGAACCACGAGCAGAUAAACUCCAUCAACGAAUGGUUAGAAACGCUCGAACAAGGCGAUGAACGACGAAGGUUAGUCAAGCGACCAUUUAAUCGACGUUGCCGAAUACCGUCAAUCAGAAAAACAAAUACCACGAAGGCCGCAUAUCCCUCAUUGGAGCGGAUUACGAUAAUCUUGUUAGUCUACCGUAAUCCCAGCAAGUUGUGA
Molecule: messenger RNA, 681 nt
Organism: Haemonchus placei
Lineage: Eukaryota; Metazoa; Nematoda; Chromadorea; Rhabditida; Trichostrongylidae
Source: the annotation of a GenBank genome assembly